Actinia tenebrosa (Australian red waratah sea anemone) is the source of this 4446-nucleotide messenger RNA. RefSeq lists its product as uncharacterized. The record is from RefSeq and is a predicted model, not a curated record. NCBI's taxonomy places the organism in Eukaryota, Metazoa, Cnidaria, Anthozoa, Actiniaria, Actiniidae.
GCUGAAUAGAUAGAGAAUACGAUAAAGUAGUUUUGAUGGCUGGUGUUGCUAUGUUUGCAAGGAUUUCCUCAAAUAUUCUAUAAUACUUCCAUUCCCACAGCUUUUUCGUAACAUAAUAAUGUAUACUCUAGGUGGAGAGUACCCAGAGAGUCCUGCAGAGUCAGAAGAAAGCGUGACAGACGAAUCACCGGACAAUGAUGGUAGCCAUUCUUCUCAAGCCGCGAGUCCUUUUGGAGCACGCGCUGUCGGGAGAGAUUUCCCUUCUCGCCGAGAAAGCACCGCUGAAAAACAAAGAAAAUGGGCUGUCAGAACUUUUACGCUGUGGUGUAAUUCAGAAGGAGUUACCAAACCUGUGGAGGAAAUGCAACCUAGUGAACUGAACCAGUUACUAAAGAAAUUUUACAAAGAAGCUCGCCGUAAAGAUGGAUGUGAUUUCUCCAAACCUGGCCUCACAAACAUCAGGAAUGCUUUGGAUAGAUAUUUCAGGAGCCAGUUAAAUAUUACAAUUUUGAAGACAUCUGAGUUUGCAGAGGCAAAUAAAGCUUUUGAUGAGAAGGUUGCAGUAAUUGAAGGUAAUGCGGCAAGCCCUUGGAGACAUUCAGUCUCAAUCUCCCCACAGGAUAUGCAGAAGCUUCUUCUGAGUGGAGCUAUUGGUGGCACUACUCCUUUACUUCUUCUAAGAGCAUGUUGGUUUAAUAUUUUGCUUCAUUUUGAUAUUGGUGAUCACUUAAAGCAAAGACGUCUUUCUAAGCAACAGUUUGUAAUCCACAUCGACGCUGCUGGGCGGGAAAAUGUCAAAAUGAUCAGUACUAGUAAUCCUUAUGUUCAGUCCAAAUUUGGUGUUGCUGGUACUACCAUGCAUUCUGUACCUGGACACCCAUUGUGUCCUGUUGCACUACUAAAGAAAUACUUGUUAAAGCUUCACCCAGGAUCAGAUGCAUUGUUCCAGUGUCCAGUCCAGUACAAGGUUGAUGACUCUGUCCCAGUGUGGUAUGAGAAACAAGCCGUGGGUGUCCAUGCCUUGGAGGGAAUGAUGGCAUGUUUGUCUAAAGAAGCCAAGCUAUCACGUAUCUAUUCCAAUGGGUGCUUACGAAAAUCAUCAUCGCUUGUUUACCUUCAGUGUGGGUUUGGGUUUAAUCCCAGAGAACUUACUCCAGACACCCCUACAGCUUCUAUGGUAACAAACAAUUUAGUUCCUUCCACUUCUGGUAUGCCGUCUUUAUCUCAGAGCAGCUUAGAACAUGUGCCACAUUUAUCGUCCCCCUCAACUCCACCAGUCCAAAAUUUAGUACAUUCAUCAAGUGAUCAAAGCAGACCUAACUAUUACUCUACCAUGUCACAGCCAAGUCUUUCUCAAAGCAAUAAGUUUGAAAAUAUGGGUAGUCCAGUUCCAGAAAGUUCUUCCUAUCCACAAAUAAACAGUACCAUAAGUCUUGCAAAGGGGGAUACUUGCCAUACUUCAAAACGACCUGGCCAGCCAGCGUUGCCCCACCUUGAAAGUGGAUUUACUGGUCAGUCACGGACAGCUAUAGGUGUUUGUAUGCCAACAAUUAAAAUGGAGCAGGGUGACACUGAUGUAUGUGAGGGUGUGCAGCCUACCUUCCCAAGUGAAUCACUUGAUUUUCCAUCUGUCACUGAAACCAUUACUGUCAAGCAGGAGGGAAGAACGUCUAUAACAGCUCAUGUGUUUGACAGGCAAUCACCAUCAGUAGUUCAAGACAUGUGCAAUAAAACAUACCUACACAUGGAAGUGUUGGGAGGAAAGUCAUUCAUGGAACUUGAUCACAGUCUACACAGUACUGGUAAAGAAGAGCAAAGUAAAUCUCCCACACUUGUACUACACCUGCACUUCAGAGGUCAAAGGUUCAAGUCCAAUCCAACCCCAUGCAAGUCAGAACCAAGUCUUAAAGGGGAUUUCUUUUUAGAGCUCCACAACAGUCCCUCUGCAGAUGGUGAUGUUUUAUUAUCAAUAACAGACCCCAUCAACCUCAUUCUAUCAAAGACUGAAACAACUGGAAGCAACUCUCUGAUUGGUUCCCACUCAUUUGAGUGGCAGAAGGUGUUAAAAGAACCCAAUGGGGUGCUGAGUGUGAAUGUUGAUAUCAAUGGAAUGGGAGAAGAAAACAAGAUCAUGAUUGGCUCACUUGAAUUAAGGUUUCAGGUUCUACCCCACAGAAGACAGAUUGUCCAGCCUCAGGCUCUAGAGAACCACCUAUCUUCCAUUCAUCGCCAUAUCUCUGAAAGAGAAAGACGCUUCAUGAAUUACGCAAGACAAUGGUGGAAAUCCUACAUAAGCAGCCACCAGUCGCAUAGCCGCCAGCAGGUCAAGAUAUUUGCCCAGAAUGAAUGUGGGACAAGUAAGCCUGUGAUAUCAUACAUCACACCAAUCCAUGUGGGAUGGUUGCUGGACAACCCUCGACAUGCAGCACAGUUUGUGAGUUUAUUAAAGCAUGAAGAAGAAUGUUCUAUGUUUGGUAUUAAAGUAGACACUUGGAGUAGCCUUCAUGCAUUGUUAUGCAGAGGAAAGGGGAGUUGCGAGGAUCAUGCCACCUUGCUAUGUAGUAUCUUUCUGGGGUUUGGUUUGGAUGCAUUUGUGUGCCUUGGUACAAGAGAUACAGGACAACCACAUGCUUGGGUCAUGACCAGACAAACUGAUGGACUGGUGUCAUUCUGGGAAACCCUUACUGGACAAUGUUUUAGUCUGUCAGAGGGUUUAUCCACGGUCUGCUCUCAGUUCAGAACUUUAGCCUGUGUAUUCAGUAACACUUGCUUCUAUGCUAACAUACAGGCAAAUGGGUUGAUAAGUCAGUGUGACUUUGACCUGAACAACCCAGCCAAGUGGAAAGCAAUGGAUGCAGAUGCUAUUUAUGCCAUCUGUGGGUCUGAGAUCCAGCCGCCCUUGCCAGUACCUCCAAGCCUGACUCCAUCAACAAUAGAUGUACAGAAGACUAGCCAAGCAUUGGAAGAGGAGCUGAGGUCUCUUAUAGAAAACUACAGACAGGGUAAGGGCCUAGAAACAAAAUGGGACAAUAACUUGUCUAAUAUUUUAUCACCAAUAUUGACUGCUCAAGAGUCUGAGGCCAAAACAGGACAAGACUUAAAAAGAGAAGAGUUGUAUGACCCAGUAUAUCGAUACCUAAACAGGAGCUUCACACUUCAGUCUGUCACAACACGGAUAACUCACUUGAAUGCUUCUCAAGCAUUUAGUGAUAUGCAAUUAUCAGCAGAAUAUAAAUCACUGAUUGAUUACCAAGGAAAUCUGAUGGAGUUUGCGCUAAGAGUACAUGUGUUCCCUUACCCAGAAUCAGCCUGUGCUGUCUGGGUGAUACUGGGAGCCAAGGCCCCAGCUAAUAAUGGAGAAGUGGCACAUGAAUGGAAGCUUGUUCAACUGCAACGACCUGUGCUCUAGAAUGAUUAUCAUACAGUCACAAUAUUUGUACACCUAUUUCAAAAAACAUUGUUGGUCGGAGAUCUGAAAUUAGAGACCGAAAGGAAUUGUGGGUUGUAAGCUGUAAAUUGUUUGUGGUUUUAAUUAGUAGUUCGCAAAAAGUUAAUAUCUUGAUAUACUAACUUUGAGCAAUGACCUGUGCUGGCAAACUAUCUGGGUAAGUGUAUAUUGAAUUUUCAAUGAGAAAACACUCAGUCCCCCACAAUUUCAAUUGGUCUCAGAUUUCUGAUUUCAGAUAUCCAACCAAAAACGUUUUUUGAAAGAGGUGUAUGCCAGCACUGAGAGACUAUACAAUGUGAUGUAUAAUAUAAUGUAUUUUUUAAAUUAUAUAUAACACUUACAUACUCUUAAUGUGUAACCACAGGGAACAGACAUGUUUUUAUUGUAGCAAAAUAUAAAUUUAUGUAAAUAUAAAUUUAAUGUAGACUUAUGAAUUUAUUAUUUAAUUUCUUAGUAGAGGGGUACAUGCACUUAAACAAUGAAACAGAUAGUAGUCUAAGGACACUAUCAAGGAUAGUUUCAUUUAAGAUGUAAAUAUUCAUUCACCUUUUGUCAAGCCUAAUAGUUUCAUAGCUUACAGGGUGUUGUAUCAUGGGUGGAAGGAAAGAGCUUUCUCCUUUCUCCUUUCUCCUUUCCAUUGCCAUGGUCCCCCUCCCAAAAAAGGGGUCAAGCCACAACAUUCGUUCCUUACAAGAUUGUGAGGCUGAUCUUUCUAAGAUUGACUACCACCAUGUAGAUGGCUAUGUCCCCCUCCACUCCUCUAUACAAGGAAUGUUCUCUACAGCAUUUGCAUCAAGCAAUGUAACAUCCCUGUUAAUAGGAACAAAACAGCUUGUCCUGAAGAAGAUAUAUGAUUCCUCUGGGUAGAGUUGUAGUAAGCACCUGCAAAAAAAAUAUGGCAUGGCUUGGGUGACUGAUAUGACAAAAGCUUAAAGUGGUUUUACUUGGCCUUUGAAAAAAUAGUAUGGUACAUAGUAGUAAACAUUUAUUUAAUUCCA